Molecule: messenger RNA, 1362 nt
Organism: Adineta ricciae
Lineage: Eukaryota; Metazoa; Rotifera; Eurotatoria; Adinetida; Adinetidae
Source: the annotation of a GenBank genome assembly
AUGGUACUUGGUACUAUUAUCUGUAUUAUAUUCUAUUUUCAAAUCCUAGUUAAUGAUGCUAAGCUGAUGCAAAGUAAUUUUCUUAACAAGAGCAACAUAACAACACGGAAUCAUACUGCACCGGGAGCUGUAAUUGUUGAGAUUCAGAACAUCUUCGAUAAUCAAAUAUCACAUAGAAAUAACAAACUUCUCACACAAUUUUCUGGUCAAUACAGAGAAAUAUCAUCCAUAUCAGCAACGAAUUACAGUACUCACGAAUACAUGCUCGAAGAAAUCUUGUUCCUUAUUACUACGCAUGCGAGACGGAUUCUCACGACGAUACAUUUUCUAAAGUUUUGGGCGACUCGUCCCGGUAUUAAUUGUCUUAUCGUUUUCCACGAAAAGGAUUUUAUGAACUAUACCAAUAUCACCGACUUUCUUCUUCAACAAGGAGUUCUUUGUGAGAUACAAACGUCGCCGGUGGAACGUUAUGAACAAAGAUAUUUUGAAUUAUUCUAUGAUGGUUGGAAGAAACAGGAAAGCGAUAGUCAUCAGAAUGAACGAAGACGAAUACAAUGGUUCGCCGUGGGAGAUGAUGAUACAAUUUGGUUUGUGAACAAUCUUCUGCAUGUUCUUCGUCAAUACAACUCGUCAGACGCAAUCUAUUUGGGAAACACGUCUACUAAAAAGUUUAUACUUAAACGACAUGGCGCGUUCUUCGGCUAUGGUGGUGCAGGCAUCCUUUUGAGUCGAUCGUUGGCAUUAUCAUACGUGCAACAUCGCCAACAAUGUGACCGAUUCUACGCUUCAUUCGGCGGGGAUGAAAUGAUUGGUAAAUGUGUUGUUGAAGAGUUAGGAGUGAAUCUAACGAGAGAACACCAUUUCCAUCAGAUGGAUCACUAUGGAAACAUGCUUGGUAUGCUGGAAAGUGGAGUGAAUGGGUUAGUCACUUUGCACCACAUGUCUAGUCACUGGAAACCGUAUCCUAUUUUAAACAUGAACAAUACAGAAGAAGCAGUGCGUCGUUUAAAUACUGCCUAUUCUAUCUUCGACAAAUCCUUUCUAAAAAGAUAUUUUUACGUUAAUCAUGACACGAAUCAAAGCGUGCUGUUAACUAUGGGCCAUUCAGUCAGUGUGGUCAAUCGCAUUCUAACUACCGAAGAUUUAUCCAUGGUGGAAAGAACAUGGUGCUGUGAUGAGAUGAUUGAUCGAAGCUUUCGGCCAGAAGAAACAAACAAGACGACCUGGUAUUUCCAACAACUUAUCAAUGAGACUUGUAUCGACGGUAUCAGAUAUGAAAUGAUUUACGAAAGAACAGUUGGUAGUAAUGAUCAAUAUUCCAGUAUUAAAGUUGCCUUCUCACUUUCAAGAUCACCUGAUUGA